This is a messenger RNA of Quercus lobata, 1883 nucleotides long. Its product is annotated as GDSL esterase/lipase At4g16230-like. The coding region runs from base 130 to 1500 and encodes 456 amino acids. Gene Ontology annotation, molecular function: hydrolase activity, acting on ester bonds. NCBI's taxonomy places the organism in Eukaryota, Viridiplantae, Streptophyta, Magnoliopsida, Fagales, Fagaceae. The transcript has 7 exons. The record is from RefSeq and is a predicted model, not a curated record.
UGGCCUUCCAACUGAGUUUUCUCGACUUCUUUUAAUCAUUACGUUUUUUCAAUAUCUUCUCUUGCCUCUUAUAUGCACAAUCCCCAAGUUCCAAACUGAAAAGGAAUAUUUAGAUUCAUAUUGUUUGAAAUGGCUUUCACCUUGAAUAGACAAAUCAUUGGUGGGAUUGUGCCUGCAUUGUUGAAAGUCUCAAUCCUAGUGGAAAUAUGCUUUGCACAGGAUGUUCCUGCUUUUUUUGUUUUCGGGGAUUCCUUGGCUGAUCCUGGAAAUAAUAACUACAUUGUAUCACUAACCAAGGCUAAUUAUAUUCCUAAUGGGAUUGAUUUUGGAAUGCCAACAGGCCGAUUCACAAAUGGAAGAACAAUUGUUGACAUUAUAGGUCAGGAAUUGGGUUUUAAAGACUACCUGCCUCCUUACUUGGCUCCCACUACAGCAGGAGUUGUGAUUCUGCAGGGUGUCAAUUAUGCUUCCGGUGGAGGUGGAAUUCUUAAUGACACUGGAAAGAUCUUUGGAGGUCGAAUCAACUUAGAUGCGCAGAUAGACAAUUUUGCAAACAGCAGGCAAGACAUAAUCUCAAGCAUUGGAGCACCCGAAGCUUUAACAUUGUUUGGAAAAGCAUUUUUCUCUGUUACAAUAGGCUCAAAUGAUUUCCUUGAUAACUACCUGACACCAGUCAUCUCAGCCGUCAAGCAAAAGUUGGUCACCCCAAAUGUAUUUGUUGGUGCCAUGAUUUCAAGAUACAGACUACAACUUAUGAGGCUUUACAAUUUGGGUGCUAGAAAGAUUAUUGUGGCAAAUGUUGGACCUAUAGGGUGUAUACCUUAUCAAAGGGAUAUCAAUCUAUCUACGGGGCCCGACUGUGUUAGUUUUUCAAAUCAGUUGGCUCAAUUAUUCAACGCCGAGCUGAAAUGCCUUAUCACAGACCUCAGCUCUAAUCUUCAGGGAUCAAAAUUUGUCUAUGCAGAUGCUUAUAGCAUCGUAGAAGAUAUCCUGAAAAACUACAUAUCCUAUGGUUUUGAGAAUGCCAAUUCGGCAUGCUGCUAUCUUGUCGGUCGCUUUGGGGGUUUGACGCCCUGUGGUCCUCUCUCAAAAGUUUGUAGUGACAGAUCCAAGUUUGGAAUAUUUCCUUCAUGGGGUCUCUCUCAGAAGCUUUCGCGCAUAAUUGGUCCCAACAAAGCGCGUGAGGUUUCCCUAACAGCAACGCCACUAACUGCAGAAGUAGCUGAGAGGUUGGGCUUUGUCAACUAUGUUGUUGAAGAAGGUGAAUUGUUGAAGAAAGCCAGAGAAACUGGUGAAGGCAUUUUGAAAAAUAAUCAAGACUUGGUGUUGAGGUAUAAAUCAGUCAUAAAUGAUGGCCUCAAGCUGGAUUUGGGUCACGCUCUUGCAUUGGAAAAGGAGAGGGCUCAUGACUAUUACAACGGAAUGACCAAGGAGCAGUUUGAGAAGAUGCAGCAAUUCAUAGCAGGUCGGAGCUCAAAGAAACCUUCUUCAAAGCUGUAGAUUUUCUGAUGUGCACAUCCUCUGUUGCAAAUAACUCCCAAAACGUGGGAAAUUAUGCAAGUUGCCUCUCUUUUAGAUAGCAAUACUGCACAUAUCAGCCUUGGGAUGCUAUUACGUAACAAUGAUGAAGUGAAUCCUUAAUUGCAGUUUCUUUUCCUCCAAAUUCUUGAAACUUCAAAGUUUUUUGUAUCAAUAAAUGUUUGGUCCAAUUUUGAACUUCAAUAUAUAUAUGAUGUGCACAAAGCUGACUUACCCUAUUCAAAAAAUAGGAAAGAAGAAAAAGAAGGCAGUAUAACUCUUUUUAAAGAAGAAAAGAGAUGGUACAACUAUAUAAGUACACGAAUGGUGUUUAUUGUUAAUAAAAUUGUUCAAAUUUACAACUA